AUCAAAGAGGCACAAACGAAUACUGAGAAAUGCCAUAAGUUUUUUUUUAGGUAAAUUCAGAAUAGCAGGUAAAAUGGAUGAAUACCAACAUUCGUUGUUCUUUGAAGCAAAAGAUCUGACAGAGAGAGAGGUGGAGAAGAUCAGGAGACACUUUCAGAAAAGACGAGACUCUGGGGGAGGCGAUUGUGGGAUCAUUGAAAAGGCUGGUGGCAACAUCUAUAAAAUCAGUUUCAAGGAGAAGGAAGACCAGGAAAGGGUUUUGCAGAGGAAGUUUCACACCAUCUCGCUUCCUUCUGGACAACUACGUGUGACUGUGAGACGGACCAGUUCAGCCCAGAAACCUGAUCAGCCCUCCGGUAUUCAGUCACAGACAUUGACAAAAGCAAACACAAAGGGCAUUGAGAAGAUUUUCAAGCUUGAUAUUUUCCUCCUGUUGUACCUGAGAAACAACCCUAAAGCAAAUAAAGUAUUAGAGAAUCAACUCUCCUCUAUCGGCUGCACAGUGGAGUUCAAUCUAGUGGAGGAGAAAAUAAUAGUUAGGGGGGAUGCUGAUAAGGGGACUAGAGGAGCCUUUGCCAGUGCUGCAGAGCAUUGGGAGAUACAAGUGGAUCGAGUCUUCAUCAGAGUCACUGAGAGCUACCUCUGCCACCAUGUUGUGGAGCCAAAACAAGUAGAAAUCCUGCUGCAGGACCUCUCCUUUGUGAAUGAUGGCAUCAAUGUGUACACAGAGGGCAGUUAUGCUGUGCUUGUGGGAGAGAAUGAGGCUGUAAAGGAGAGGAUUGCAAUCCUAGAAAAGAGCCUGCCAACCCAGAGAGAAUUACCAGUUGUGGAGAAGCAGUUGAAACUGGUAGAAGAGGAGUUUAGUCGAGAAAUGCUUAACAGCUUCCCAGAGGUUAAAAUCCACAGAAGUAACGCCAGGAUCAUCUUGGAGGGCCCUGGCAGGGAGGUGCAGUCAGGAGCUGCAAAACUUGAUGAACUGCUCAAAAAGGUAAAGGAAAAGAGAGUCACGCUCUGCGCAGCUUUACUUACCUUCAUAACAUCCAGUGGCGCCAUCUCCAUGUACGAGGCUCACUUCCAGCGAAACCUCAGAAAUCCUGUUCUUCUAGAGGUGGAGUCAGACCUGGUUUUGUCCAGUUUGUCCCCUGGAGCCCUGGAUAAGGCUGAGGCAGCGCUGCAGAGAGACCUGAGUCUGGCUGAUGUGCCGCUACAGGGAGCUGCAGCUCUACCUGCAGACCUCGACAGAGUGAAAAAAGUCAUGAUCCAAGCCAAGAACGAGGCAAACUCUCAAGAGCUCAGGGUGGAUGUCAGCUUCAUCCCAGGACCUGGUGGAGCAGUCACCAAGGUACGACUGGUGGGCUUCAGUGAACAUGUGAACAAGCUCAGAGAAGUUCUGCAUGACUACCAGAUGAACCAAGUCGGGACACAGGAAGUGCUGAGCCUACCUCAUCCCGAACUGGUUGACUGUUUCGAUAAACUCUUGAACAUAAUUGGAGUGAAGCAAACCAAUGUGACCUUUAAACCCUCACAUUUCCCAUACCCUUGUGUGAGUGUAUCCGGCCCCCGCUGUCUGGUGCAGGAGGCUUAUGCAAACCUAAACGCAACCCUAGGCAACCUGACGUCAGACACUUUGACUCUAGAUGGAUCAGGGGCACAGCGGUACUUCCAAGCAGAGGGUAAAGUGAGCAAGGAACUUAUAGAGACCUCCUUUCAGGUCCUUAUCAGGGAACAGCAAGGUGCAUACUCUGUGACUAGUUUGUUAAGCAUCAGCAGCCCCAACACCAGUGGCACACCCAGGCCAUCCAUCACCAGAGGGCACUGCAGCGCUGGUGGGAGCAAUGCAGCCAGCAAGACAAGCCUGAAUCUCAAGCUCGGAAGUUUGGGAGAUGAGCAGUACUACCACGAUGUCUGCAGACCCCUCAGCUUAAAUAUGGACCAGGAAGGCCAAGCAAUCUUCAGGUCCCUCCCUACUGACCUCGAUGAAAUCACAAUGACAGUGGGAGGCGGAGUUAAACUACAGCUGGUGUAUGGUGACAUCACUCAUGAGACUACAGAUGCUGUGGUGAACACAACCGACUUUGUGAAUUUUCAGAUUGAUGGUGUGUGCAAAGAUAUCUUAGCCAUUGCUGGACCAGGGGUGGAGGCUGAACUUAAAGCAGUGAAAGUGAACCGAGGAGGUGUUUUUGUAUCCCGACCUGGACUGUUUCCUUGCAAAGCCAUUUUACAUGUGCAUGGAGAAAAGGAUGCAAGCAUCAUUGAACGACUGGUGUGUAGCAUUGUUGAACGUUGUGAAACACUUGGAUUCAAGUCUGUGGCCAUCCCUGCUAUCUCUACUGGCACUGGCGGGAUGGACCCCGGUGUCGUGGCAGGUGCCAUCCUCCGAGGGGUCAAGGCUGCCACGUCAUCCACUCCUCUUUACUCUCUCACUGACAUCCACCUCGUCCUGAAUAGGAUCAGCAUCUUCUUGCUGUUUAAAGAGAAAGCAAUGCGGAUGUUUUCCACCGCUGUAAUCGAAAGAGUGUCAGCACCUCAGUUGCCUCAUGUACAUCAGCCCCCUUCAUCUGUGAGCGCAGACCUAAGCAUCCUCCGUACCACUUCCACAAGCCAGCAGUCUGUCUUCCUGUUCCUGGGUAUCUCCAGACAGGACAUUGAGGAUGCCAUGAAAAAGCUGGAGGAUCUGUAUCAGGCCCAGUGCUCCACUUACACCUUCAAAAAGGAGGAGCUGGCAGGCCUCACCGCGGCCGACAUGGAGGAUCUGAAGCAGCUGGUGGAGACCGAGGGUCUGUACAUGCAGUGCAACCAGUCCGGCCAGGGCAGGUUAACGGUGAGGGGCUUAAAAGAUGGGGUCAACCAGGUGAUGAAGAUGAUUAAUGCCUCUCUGCACAACAGCCUCAGAAGAGAGGUGAGAGUCAGGAAGGAGGAGGAUUUGUACGCCCGUGUGGCUUGGUGCAUCCAGGGCCAUAAUGGCAAAUGGGAGAGACUCCCCAAAACAGCAAAUCACAAACUGGAAAAUAAGGAUAUAGCAGGAGGGAUAGUGGAUGCACAAGGCAUCUCGUGGAUUGUGGAUCUACACAGGUUGGAGGCCAAAAGACCAGACGCUGCACAGACGGUGAAGCUGAAACGACUUGUGAAUCUACCGGACUUCACUCUCCCUCUGUACUGGGACAACAUGGCUGCCGGUGAAAAUUUGAAGGCGUUUGUGCUGCAGCCUUCCUCUGCAGAGUACCAGACGGUGAAGGAGGCAUUCAAACAAACUGUCUCCAAGACUGUAGUGAAGAUCGAGCGCUUGCAGAAUGUUCACCUGCGACGCGCCUAUGAGGUGCAGAAGAGGCACAUUUCUGAAAAGAACAGACAGGAGGGUGGAGCAGUGGAAAAGCUCCUGUACCAUGGGACCACCCAGGACAACUGCGACUCCAUCAUGAAAACUGGGUUCAACAGGAGCUUUGCAGGGCAAAAUGCAACUGCAUAUGGUCACGGGACCUACUUUGCUGUGGACGCCUGUUACUCAGCCCAACCCACUUUCUCAAAGCGAGCUGCUGAUGGUUCUCAGUUAAUGUUUGUGGCCCGAGUCCUGACUGGCUACUACACUCUGGGUCAAUGCGACAUGAGGGUUCCUCCGCCUCGCAGGGGCCUGCAGCCCCACGACCGCUUCGACAGCGUAGUGGAUAAUAUACACAACCCCAACAUGUAUGUUGUGUUCCACGAUAGCCAAGCCUACCCAGACUACCUCAUCACCUUCAAGUGACUGUGAAUAGGGUGGAGGGAUGGAAUGGGAAAAAUAGUGGAUGAUGAUGAUGCACAUGCUACAUUAAAGAGCACAUUUAGACUGCAAAAUAAACUGCACAUAUGUCCAAACCAACAAUAAUGCCAGUGAACAGGGAGGUGCACAGUUUUUACACAGUGUGUUGCACACGCACACAGACACACAUGCAUUAUAUUUAUUACAGUUUGAGGAUCUGUUAUGUGCAUUUUAGCAUUUGGCAGAUUCAACCUUCCCUUUACCUGUGCUGAGGUACGAUAAUGCUAACCUUAAAGGGACAGUUCACCCCAAAAUCACUAAUGUUUUUUUUUCCUCUUACCUGUAGUGCUUUUUAUGUCACCCAUCAUGUUAUCCAUCAUCGUUGUACUGUUCACAAACUGCCAGCCCCGGCCCAGCUGACGCUCGGCCUGUGAACGCACACAUGUAGAACACGUAUGUUCGCAUCAGCUGUGAUCUCUCAGGAGCUCCUGCAGACUCACCAGCAGCUUCGUCUCUGCUGCAGCUGCUGAUUUGGCUGCUUUGGUUUUGCUCCUCUCUCACAUGGUUUAUCAUGAGUUUUUCAUGUAGCUUUUGUCUUGACUGGCUUGACUUGAAAUGUAGUGAAUUACAUCAGUUGAUAAUAAAAAUGCUGAUGAAAAAUGUAGAGUACUGUUAAGGGUAAUGACACUACAUGUAAUUUGUUACUUCCAUCGC
Chelmon rostratus (copperband butterflyfish) is the source of this 4450-nucleotide messenger RNA. RefSeq lists its product as uncharacterized. Gene Ontology annotation, biological process: negative regulation of gene expression. The record is from RefSeq and is a predicted model, not a curated record. Gene Ontology annotation, molecular function: transcription corepressor activity; NAD+ poly-ADP-ribosyltransferase activity. NCBI's taxonomy places the organism in Eukaryota, Metazoa, Chordata, Actinopteri, Chaetodontiformes, Chaetodontidae. The coding region runs from base 74 to 3742 and encodes 1222 amino acids. The transcript is spliced from 12 exons. Gene Ontology annotation, cellular component: cytoplasm; nucleus.